AUGACUGUGCAUGCGAGGGGCUAUGAGUGUGCAUGCGGGGGGCUAUGAGUGUGCAUGCGGGGGGCUAUGAGUGUGCAGUGUGAGAGUGGGAGAGGGAAGCUGGCAGCAGGCCCUAAGGUCACCCACCUGCUGGUGGCUGUGGGCACUGGUGUGUAUUACCUGUGCCCAGAGAACAUCAGAGGCCCGGGACCCAUAACCAUCCAUCCUGGGGUAGCCCGGGAAAGGCAGCCCUCCCCCACCGCUGUUGCCAAGGAGGCGGAAGGGGCCUCCCUCCCAGGGGAAUCUCAGCUUCCGGAGCCCCAUUCCUUAUAUGGUGCUUUGCUGUUCCCUGCCUCUCCCGACUGCAGAAGUCGGCCAGCACCCCUUCCCUGCCUCCCUCUGCCCUUCCUCUUGGGGGAAGUCUUGGAGCUUCCGACCAGGUGCCCUCAGUGGCCUGGGGGGUUUCAGGGCCCAGCACCCUGCAGUGGGCUGUAGGACCCCUCCAUCUCCUCCAUAGCCCAACUCCCCCCGCGCCCCCCACCCCCACCAAAGCAGCUUCCAGAUUUCUCUGGAGGAGCGAAAUGUAAAGUCUUGGGCCUCACUAAAGACCUGGGAGUGGGGCACCAGGCAGCCUUAACCAUCGUCACACAAGUGUCCACACAUCCACACCAAUGCCAGGGGCCCAGGCAGAGCCAAGGCUUGGGUGCGUCCCUCACCAGGCGCAGAGGACCAGCUCAGGGCCUGGAUGCCAGGGCGCCGGGCAGGGGGAGGCAGAAGCCGGAGGCCACAGCUGAGAACUCACACCUGACACUGGGGAGGGCUGCCUAGCGCACCUGUGCAUAGAAGCGUCCUGAAAGCCUCGGGCUCCAGGGAAGAGGAUCUGAAUGUCGGGUGGUUGCUAGGGCUCAUCCGUGGCUGAACAUUCUGAAAAACCGACUGGGCAGGGGCAGGGUAGGGCCAGUGGGGACCCAGGAGAGCAGAGCCCAGCUCCACCCCACCCCCAGUAAGGAGAGAGCGCUGUAAGAGGAGGAAUCUGACCCUGGGAUCCUGAGGGAGGGGCUUCCUCCUUACCUUUUGGGGGGGGGGCAGCGCGACAACCUGUCUCAGGCCCCCGGGAGCCCGCACCCGCGCCUCCCGGCUCCGCGCUGGAGCGUGGGAGGGUCGCUGGUCCCGCAGGUUGAAUGGGCCCGCGGGCGGGGAAGCGCGCAUUAGUCACCCCGGCAGCUAGUGCAGGGGGCGGGUCCUCGCCGGCCUGGCGAGGGGGCGCGGGGAGGCGGGGCGCGGGCGCGAGCGGGCGCCUGGGCCAAUGGGAGCCGCGCUCGCCUAGGGGCCGCCCACGGGCCCGCGGCGGCAUAAAGAGCCCCGGCGGCGCUUGGGCGCAGAGCUCACAGCUCCUCCGCGCUCUGCUGCUUACGCCCUGCUGCCGCCGCGCCGAGGGUCCCAGCGCGCCGCUCCGCCCGACCCACCGCCGCAGGCACCCGCAUCUCCGCACAGCCGGCCCCUCAGGACUUCCCGAUCCGAUCGCCUCGGCUACCGGCGCGCAGAUGGAGCUGGAGCACAUGAGGAGCGGCGGCCUCCACGCCUACCCGGCGCCGCGGGGCGGCCCGGCGGCCAAGCCCAACGUGAUCCUGCAGAUCGGUAAGUGCCGGGCCGAGAUGCUGGAGCACGUGCGCCGGACUCACCGGCACCUGCUGGCCGAGGUGUCCAAGCAGGUGGAGCGCGAGCUGAAGGGGCUGCACAGGUCGGUGGGCAAGUUGGAGAGCAACCUGGACGGCUACGUGCCCACGGGGGACUCGCAGCGCUGGAAGAAGUCCAUCAAGGCCUGCCUGUGCCGCUGCCAGGAGACCAUCGCCAGCCUGGAGCGCUGGGUCAAGCGGGAGAUGCAUGUGUGGCGGGAGGUCUUUUACCGGCUGGAGAGGUGGGCCGACCGGCUGGAGUCCAUGGGCGGCAAGUACCCGGUGGGCAGCGAGCCGGCCCCCCACACCGUCUCUGUGGGCGUUGGAGGUCCCGAGGGCUACUGCCAUGAGGCUGACCCCUAUGACUACACAGUCAGCCCCUACGCCAUUACCCCACCACCGGCUGCCGGGGAGGUGCCCGGGCAGGAGCCAGCGGAGGCCCAGCAGUACCCACCCUGGGGGCCUGGUGAGGAAGGGCAGCUGAGUCCCGGGGUGGACACACAGAUCUUUGAGGACCCAAGGGAGUUCCUCAGCCACCUGGAGGAGUACCUGCGACAGGUGGGUGGCUCUGAGGAGUACUGGCUGUCACAAAUCCAGAACCAUAUGAACGGGCCAGCCAAGAAGUGGUGGGAGUUCAAGCAGGGCUCCGUGAAGAACUGGGUGCAGUUCAAGAAGGAAUUCCUGCAGUACAGCGAGGGCACGCUGUCCCGAGAGGCCAUCCAGCGCGAGCUGGACCUGCCGCAGAAGCAGGGAGAGCCGCUGGACCAGUUCCUGUGGCGCAAGCGGGACCUGUACCAGACGCUGUAUGUGGACGCCGAGGAGGAGGAGAUCAUCCAGUAUGUGGUGGGCACCCUGCAGCCCAAGCUCAAGCGCUUCCUGCGCCACCCGCUGCCCAAGACCCUGGAGCAGCUCAUCCAGAGGGGCAUGGAGGUGCAGGACGGCCUGGAGCAGGCGGCCGAGACGGCCAGUCCCCACCCGCCCACCGAGGACGAGGCGGAGGCCCUCACACCAGCCCUCACCAGCGAGUCCAUGGCCAGUGACCGAACCCAGCCUGAGUAGAGGGCAGCCCAGGCCCCGGCUUGCCCACCACAGCCCAAUGGCCUUUGCCAGCUGGACUUUGGAGCUGGGAUGGCUCCUGCAGUGGGGGGCUCUCAUCUUCCUCCAGCCGGGCACCCCCCUUGCUCAGCCUCCUAGCCCGACCUGCACACAGACACGUCAGCCAGAUGUGGGCAGUAUCCCCUAAGCGGCAAAGGAGACCCUCUCCAUUGCAGGGCCCCUGCCUGGUCAUCCCCCCUCUGUCUGUCUGCCCCAGCCCCGAACCUGCCGGCCUGCGACCCCACCCUCCACACUCUCAGGCUUCCUCAUUCUGCUCAAUACCUGGGCCCUCUGGGCACUCAGAAACCAAGUGUCCAGGCGGCAUGCCCAGAGUGCACCAAGCUCAAGGAACACCCCAGGGCAGAAGCUAAAGGCAGAACCAGUGCUGUGGGAACCUCGGCUUCGGGAAGGCCACCUGCCCCUGGAAGUUGCCAUGCAGCUGGAUGGCACCCUCGCUGCCACACACACCAGCUGGGGCAGUGUGGCUCCCUCCUCCUCGAGGCCAAGAAGCCAUAAUAAAUGCAGCCGCAGCCACAGCCGCAGCAACAGACCUGGUGUCCUGGUGCCUCCUGGCCCCUCAGCACCAGUGACUCACGCCAGCCCAGGAAAGGAUCGAGCUCCGCUUGAUGACUCACCCGCGGCCUGCGAGGGUCCCCCAGGGCCUGGGUCCUCUGACCCGGCUGAGGCAGCAGCCAGAGCCCUCGGAGCCAGGAGAGUGACUCCAGGUCUGAGGUUCCCACGGAGCCUCUGUGGCUGCACCGGGCAGUGCCCCCUGUCCUCCCCCUACACAGGAGGAGAGGCCUGCAGCCAGCGAGGAGGCUGCAGAGAGGAGGGCCCAGCAGAGAGCCGGUGCUGAAGACGGGCCAGCGUGAGGGCCAGGGCCUGCCACUAUGCCCGCCCCGCUGGCCGCCAGCCCGCCCACCCGCCCCCAAGGCUGCUGUGGCUGGAGCUGGGGUCUGCGACCUCCAGCCCUGUCUUGCUCCAGCUCACAACCCCCACCCAUGGUGCGGCCAUCCUCUCCUGCCAGAGCUUUACACGAGUCCUAGGGCUGAGGCCACAGCCUCUGCCCCUGCUCCAUGGCCCCAGCCUCAGGACAUCCCAGCAGCCUUUGCUCCUGAGGCUCAUGCAGGUUCUCUGCCAGGCCCUGGUUUUGCCCAGGCCUGGACCCCCACUUCCCCCAGCACCAACAUGGUGCUGGCUGGCCACUUGUGUCUGCAGUCCAAGCAGGCCCUGGUUGGGGGUUCUCUUUUCUGCCUAUCUACUGAGGGUUCCCAAAAAUGCAGAGUUGUCUGUAGGUGAAUCUGCCCGCCCCUCCAUCCUGUGCCCCUGCCAGUCCCUCAGAUUUUAUUUUUGCACAUGGGCCGUAACCCAUACCCACAGGCUGGCACAAGCUACAGGAGGCCCUGGGGUCCUCAAGAGAGUGUAGCCACCCCCACUCCUCACACCCCCCUCACAGACCCAUUUGUGGAUGUCAGGCCAGGCUGUGUACACCCCUGCCACCUUAACCUAAAGACAGACUCUUUUGUAAGAUUUUGCUAAUAAAACACUGAAACCUC
Manis javanica (Malayan pangolin) is the source of this 4306-nucleotide messenger RNA. RefSeq names its product activity regulated cytoskeleton associated protein (gene ARC). NCBI's taxonomy places the organism in Eukaryota, Metazoa, Chordata, Mammalia, Pholidota, Manidae. Gene Ontology annotation, molecular function: mRNA binding. The record is from RefSeq and is a predicted model, not a curated record. Gene Ontology annotation, cellular component: plasma membrane; cytoplasm; actin cytoskeleton. Gene Ontology annotation, biological process: cytoskeleton organization; regulation of neuronal synaptic plasticity; positive regulation of AMPA receptor activity.